Molecule: messenger RNA, 769 nt
Organism: Stegodyphus dumicola
Lineage: Eukaryota; Metazoa; Arthropoda; Arachnida; Araneae; Eresidae
Product: piggyBac transposable element-derived protein 4-like
Source: RefSeq, a predicted model, not a curated record
GGGACUGUGAGGCCGCAAAGGAAGGAUCUUCCGCCAAUACUGAAGGCUAAUAACAAACUAUAAAGGGAGAAAUCAAUGUUCCUAGCUAAGGAAGGUGUUGCUGCAAUAAAGUGGAUGGACAGAAAGGCUGUUACAUUGUUGACUACUGCAAACAACUCAGCGAUUAUUAUAUCUGUAAAUCGUACAAAAAAGGAUGGUACUAAAACUGAAGUACCUUGUCCUAAAGCUGUUGUCAUAUAUAACGAUAUCAUGGGAGGGUUUGAUUGCUUCGAUCAAAGAAAAGAAAGAUACCAAAUAGGAAGAAGAUCUGUAGAAUGGUGGCGUCGUAUUUUUUAUUUUCUUACUGAUCAUGGCUUCGUAAAUAGUUUUAUACUGUGGCAAACGGAUAUUCCUCGUAAAAGGAGAGGCCGUCCUGCUAGCUUCCAAGCAAAACUGUGUGCAGUUCCGGAUGAUAUACGCUUAGCCAAUGUGGGAAAUCAUAUGCCAAAGAUGGCUUCCAACUAUAGACGAUGUAGGAAAUGUAGCACAAAGGCCCAAGAAAAGAGGACCCGCUAUAUGUGUGCAGUAUGCGAUGUACCCUUGUGCAUUGCAACAUGCUUCUCAUCUUUUCACGGCAAAUAAUCGCCUUUACAUUGCAUUUUCUCUAUGACCAUAAAAGGUCCCGUGGGAAGUAUACUUCCCACCCCUAGAAUUCAAAUGUAAACAAAAAAUUUGGCAAAAUAAAAUAUAUUUCCUUAAAUGCUAUUGUUUAGUUGAUAAUAAAACAUAA